Messenger RNA from Ostrinia furnacalis (Asian corn borer), 925 nucleotides. RefSeq lists its product as uncharacterized. The transcript is spliced from 2 exons. Lineage: Eukaryota; Metazoa; Arthropoda; Insecta; Lepidoptera; Crambidae. The record is from RefSeq and is a predicted model, not a curated record. The coding region runs from base 202 to 414 and encodes 70 amino acids.
AAUUAAACCACUCGAUGUGGCAGCACUGAAUAAACCGCCAAAAAAAGUAAAACUUCAAAAGAUCGUACGAAAAAAAGCCGUUUUGUUUGUUGUGUUUGGGUUUUGGAAUUCUGGAUACUACAAAACUACAAAUCAAUGCUCUCCGCUACUUUUUACAAAUAAAUAAAACGAUUUAAGCUACCAACUUAUCAAAUUAUCAUCAUGUCUAGUGUAUCAGUUACUUCGAGUAAACGAGAGUUGAAGACUUCAGAGCUGACGAUGGAAAUAGAAGCCGUGCGAGAGCUCAACUCCAGCUUACGGACGUAUCUAGAACACCUCAGAUUAUUCAAGAAGAAUUUACUAACAAUGAACAGAAAUUCUAAAGAGCUCAACAAAGUCAACACCCAGUGGAUUGAUAUGUUGAAUAGUAAAUAAGUGUGGUAAAUAAGUUACUGUGAUGUUAAGUACAUGUAAAUAUGUUUUGGGUACUGAACCAUCCUAGUUUACUUAAAAUUUGUGCCAUGCGGUUACUGACAAUAGGUAGUUUUUUCUCCAAGUAUUUUACUUAAUUUUGAGUUACUGAAAUAGUGUAAUUUUAACAAUUAUUUUUAUUUAAAAUCACAGUAAGUUCAUAUUUUUAUACUAUGCAUGUCAUGUGGAUUGAGUGAUCCUUGCUUCAAUCUUAAUAAAUAUUGAGGUCUAAAAUAUGUCAAAGUAUUGCGGUGAAGUAAAAAAAAUUGCACAUGCACAUUGUAUUGUUCAGUUCAUUACAUGAUAUCAUUGCUCCACUGAGUGAUAGCUUUUGAAAGAAAGAAAAAAUAUUCACUUAUUUUGGUUCUUUAUGUAUUUUGAUUCACUAGUUCUGAUAAACCAAAUAAACUAUUUUUGUGUUUCUUACAAAUAGAACUUGUUAAUUAAUGUGUAAUAAAAACUACAUUAUUACAAA